This is a messenger RNA of Vicia villosa (hairy vetch), 2078 nucleotides long. RefSeq names its product probable E3 ubiquitin-protein ligase ZFP1. Gene Ontology annotation, cellular component: nucleus. The record is from RefSeq and is a predicted model, not a curated record. The transcript has 7 exons. Gene Ontology annotation, molecular function: ubiquitin protein ligase activity. Lineage: Eukaryota; Viridiplantae; Streptophyta; Magnoliopsida; Fabales; Fabaceae. The coding region runs from base 265 to 1836 and encodes 523 amino acids.
UCCUCUCUCUUUCAUAUAAUAAUCAUUCAUAUAUUUUCAUUCUCUCCCUUUCUCUUCUUCCCCUCAAUACUCUUUUCUUUUCUCUCUCUUUUCUUUUCUCCUCUCUUCUUCUCCGAUCCUUCAUUCUCAUCAUCCUUCGUUUCUCUCUCUGAGUUAGGUUUGGGAUAGUUCAUCGUAUGUUAUAUUGAUCUCUGAUACUCACAAGUUGCAAGCUCUUGUUUUGAUGAUAACAAGGAUUAACUUGCAACAACACAUCUCUACAUUAUGGAUCAGAUGACGGAUUCGGAUAUGGAUCAACAACGGCAAGGCUAUUUUCAUUCUGAACAUUGUGUUCUCAUGAGAGGCCCCAGCGUCGGACAUCCUAAUAUCCGUUCGGUGGUGACUGCUUCAGGGAACACAUCUAAUGGCGAUUCACACUUUUUACCAGAUGCUUAUGACAAUGCUAGGGUGUAUGGGAUUACACAAUACAACGGCGUUCAGCCUCAACAUAAUCUUGAUAUGGGCGUUGCAACUGCAGGCAACAUAUACUAUUCUGGCAUGAAUCCUUCUUCAAGUACCGGUGUUUACCCGCUGCCUCAUAGAGCCUCUGAUCAGCUGCCGGGUUCAAGCACAUUUGCGAUCUCCGGAGUUUCCUUGGAUAAUUUCGGAAGAAGCAAUGGUUUUGUAGAUGACGGAAGAGGUCCGUACAAAAGGAAAAUUGCUGAAGGGAUAAGAGGAAACCACCAACAUUUUAAUGCCUCAACUAGUUCUUCUAUUGCUCCCCCAAAUGCAAGACACCCUGAUGGGGUUGCUAUGAUGGAUAAUGCACCAUUGCCAUUCCGUGUCCCUUCGCUCAUUGGAGUAGGGCCACACGGCGGUGCUUGGAGCAGGUCCGGCGAGUCUAUUAUGAUGCAUGAUCAUAAUCAUUUGAUACACGGAAACUAUUUGGGGCAGCACUUUCCACCAGCGGCUCCUCCUUGGUUGGACCAGCAAGUGAACAGUAAUAGCAAUGAUGGCCACACUACAGCGUGGAAUCCGCCUAUUCCAAUGCCUUAUAUACAAGCACCCACUAUUAAUGGAGGUUCAUUAGAGAGUGCAAGUAUGGGUUUGCAGAGGUAUCACGACGCAGCCGGUAACCGAAAUGUCCUGAGGUUUCCUCCUCCGCCUCCUCCUGUCAACCAACAGCACCCUAAUUAUCAUCAUCCAGCACUUCCCAUGCCAGGAAUAAGAGGUCACAAUAUCAGCUUUCACCCUCCGGUGACUGCAGCUUCAUUUAGGGUUCCACCAAAUCCUCCUCGCGGUUCUGUGAUCCCUCCACCAACUGGUUUCGAGGCAGGUCCAAGGCAUAUUAUCCCUGCCCCAUCAACAGGGUUCCGGAUAUACCGACCUCAUAGGCUCAUGCCAGAGACAGCUCUCGCACAUCGAAGUCUACCUCCCGUGGGCUUCCUCCAAGUUGAUGAUGUUGCUUUAAUUGAUGAAGUGGGAAAUCUGAUUGACAAUCACCGAGAUAUGCGCCUGGACAUAGAGGACAUGUCUUAUGAGGAUCUUCUUGCAUUGGGCGAAAGGAUUGGCAGUGUAAACACUGGCUUAUCAGAGGAAACAAUUGCGAAUAAACUAAAGAUGAAAGUUUAUUCGCCCAAAGCCACUGCUAUUAAUCUGGAGGAGGUAGCUUCUGACGAUCAAGAAACUGAUUCUUGCAUCAUAUGUCAGGAGGAGUUUAAGAACCAGGAGAGGAUCGGCAUUCUUCGAUGUGAGCAUGAGUAUCACGUGGAUUGCCUGACGAAGUGGUUGCUUGUGAAGAACGUCUGUCCCAUAUGCAAAUCAGAAGCUUUGGCUACUGGAAGGAAGGAUGCAUAGGAAAGGAAUCAAUAAGUUCCUUCUCUUCCUACCUAUAUUAUUCUUGGAUAAUUUAUUUUUUGGACAGAAUUCAUAUUUUGUUAAGUAAUGUAAUUUGUAUAUGUACUUGCACAUAAUAUAGACAGUUCACAACUGCCCAACUCAUUUAAUCUGGGCACCAGAACUUUGUAUCUAUCAACUUGUACAGACGUUGUUCUGUCCGAUGUAUUUACUUCGGGUAAUUAUAUCGGUACUUUCUUUCA